This is a messenger RNA of Panicum virgatum (switchgrass), 2719 nucleotides long. RefSeq names its product G-type lectin S-receptor-like serine/threonine-protein kinase At2g19130. The coding region runs from base 591 to 2594 and encodes 667 amino acids. Lineage: Eukaryota; Viridiplantae; Streptophyta; Magnoliopsida; Poales; Poaceae. The record is from RefSeq and is a predicted model, not a curated record. The transcript is spliced from 2 exons. Gene Ontology annotation, molecular function: protein kinase activity; ATP binding. Gene Ontology annotation, biological process: recognition of pollen; protein phosphorylation.
CCACCCUCCCGACGACCGCCUCGCCGCCGCCUGACUUGUGCCUCGCCGCCUCCCGGCUGCCCGCGCCCGUCGCCCCAGGGGCCCGGGACCCGCGCUCGCGGCUCGCGCAGGGGCCAGCCGGGCAGGCUCCCGCCGCAGCCGUGUGCCGUGGCGGUGUGCCCACGCCGUGCGUCACGCAGGCCACAGGGGCGCCGUCACGCUACGCAGGACGCCGGACGCCGGCCGCCGGCUCACGGCCACCUAGGGGGCGGGGGUAGGGGCGCACGCGCACUGAGGUCUGAGCAAGAGCCAAGAAGCUAGUGAACCAAGGUGGUGACUCCCAAGACAAAUGGUAUCUUGCAAUAUGGUAUAACAAGGUGCCGAAAGUUGCUCCGGUGUGGAUAGCCAAUAGGGAGACGCCAAUCUCCAACCCUGCCUCAUCAGUGUUAACUAUCUGGACUGAUGGCAACUUGGUUCUUCUCAACAAGUCUAGAUCUGCAGUUUGGUCUAGCAACACCACAAUCACUGCUGGAGCCUCCAACACCACAGUGGUUGCUGUGCUCCUUAACACCGGCAACCUAGUUCUUGCAUAUGCAUCCAACACCUCCAAUAUGAUAUGGCAAAGCUUUGAUCACCCCAUCGACACCCAAAUUCCUGGCAUGAAGUUUGGACGGAACAAGGUCACAGGUGUGAGCAACUGCCAUGUCUCAUGGAGAAACCAUAUAGACCCAUCUCCAGGCAUCUUCUCAAUCACCAUGGACCCAAACGUAGAGGCACAAUUCUUGUUCAUAUGGAACAACUCUCGGACGUAUUUCACACCUGGGAAGUUCAACACCCAGACAGGCGCAUUUAGCGCCAUACCAGCAAUGACAGUUAUGUCUCAGCCACACUCGAUAUACUCAUAUGACUAUGUCAACAAUGACAAGGAGGAGUACUUCUUGCUCACCAUCAAAGACGAUAACAUCUUCCUCCGCACCCUGAUUGACCCAUCAGGCCAGCAAAAGGGGAUGGUAUGGCUGGAGGAGAAGCAAGACUGGGUGUUAUAUUUUGUGCAGCCCAGUUUGUGCUCCGUCUAUUCCUAUUGCGGGGCCUUCAGCUGGUGCGUCGCGGACAGUGUCCCUAUGUGCAGCUGCCUUAGGGGCUUCAGCCCGCAGAGCCCAACAGAGUGGAGCUCAGGAAACUACACUGGAGGGUGCACCAGGAAUGUUGCAUUGCCAUGCCGCUUGAGUGGUGGAGGCUCAACGCCAUCAAUGAGUAGUAGAGAUGAGGAGGAUAGAUUCUACAUGAUCAGCAAUGUGAGGUUAUUACCUGAUGGUGAUGGGUCACAUACCAUGCAAGCUGCAAGCAAAAGUGACUGUGAGGUAGCCUGCCUUAACAACUGUUCUUGCUUGGCUUACUCUUACAACGGCACCUGCUCUUUUUGGUACACUGAUUUGAUGAACUUGCAAGAAGAUCCAGACAACAAAGGGGAUAGUAUUUUCAUCCGGCUUCCUGCUUCUGAGAUCCCACGCAUCAAAUCUACUAGAGGGCGAACAAUUGGGGUUGUCACAGUAAUCUCUGCACUCGCACUGGGUGUAUGCAUUAUUGCUGUUUCACAUUUUCUUCGUAGGAGAAGAAGGAUCAAAGGUUUACAUAACAUUGGCGUGAACCUGAUAGCUUUCAAGUACAGAGACCUACAACUGAUGACCAAGAACUUUUCUGAUAAGCUAGGUGGAGGUUCAUUCGGCUCCGUGUUCAAAGGAGUCCUUCCGGAUGGCACUGUUGUGGCAAUCAAGAAGCUCGAAGGUGUUCGUCAAGGCGAGAAGGAGUUUCGAGCAGAGAUGAGUACACUUGGAAGAAUUCACCAUGUAAACCUGAUCCAACUGCUCGGGUUCUGCUCCGAGGGAGAGCACAGGCUGCUCGUCUAUGAGUACAUGCCACAUGGUUCACUGGAUGGGUGCCUGUUCAAGACUAGCUCUGAUGAUGAUGUCCUGUCCUGGAACAUGAGAUACCAAAUAGCCAUCGGAGUUGCCAAAGGGUUAACUUACCUGCACGACAAGUGCAUGGAUUGCAUCAUCCACUGUGAUAUCAAGCCACAAAAUAUUUUGCUGGAUGCAUCUUGCGCCCCUAAAGUGGCGGAUUUCGGGCUGGCAAAGCUGCUAGGCCGGGAUUUCAGCAGGGUCAUGACGACGAUGCGAGGAACCAUCGGGUACCUGGCACCCGAAUGGAUAAGCGGCACGGCCAUCACCGUGAAAGCCGAUGUGUACAGCUACGGGAUGAUGCUCUUUGAGAUCAUCUCGCGGAAAAGAAACACAGAGUUCGGGAAGCAGCACAUGGACAAGUUCUUCCCGGUGCUGGUUGCAGAGAAAAUUCAGGAAGGAGACGUGAAGGCGCUGUUGGAUGCUGACAUGAGAGGAGACGCCAACUUGGAGGAGCUCGAGAGGGCUUGCAAGGUUGCCUGUUGGUGUGUCCAGGCAGACGAGUCAUCGAGGCCGACCAUGGGAGCAGUUGUACAGAUGUUGGAGGGCCUUGUGCAGGUUAAUAUGCCGCCAGUUCCACGAUUCCUUCAGGUUCUUGAUGAGUAUGCAGGCCAAUCGACAGAUACUUGGACCGAAUUUUCAUCAAGCUCUUGUUGAGCAAUACAUGAGGACAUGAUUUUUUUCUUUGUGAUGUAAAUAAACCCUGUAAAAUGGUUUCCUGUAAAGUUUAGUGGAUUAUUUAUGCUUUGUUAAUUUAAAUCAGUCAUAUUUCUGCCGCUCAA